Molecule: messenger RNA, 1024 nt
Organism: Cuscuta epithymum
Lineage: Eukaryota; Viridiplantae; Streptophyta; Magnoliopsida; Solanales; Convolvulaceae
Source: the annotation of a GenBank genome assembly
UUCACUCAUUCGCGGAUGCCGCAUUUUGUCCUCGCAUCUUUACAAUAUUUACCUUUAUACCAUUCAUUCUGGUUAUGGUCGCUGACGUGUGCCGGAAGCUUGCUUGCGUUUCUCGUCGCCGUUGCCGGCGGUAUUCCGAUCUCAAUUUCCGACAUACGGAAAAUUAUUGAAGAAGACGAAUCGGAUCCGAUGCCGAGUCCGAAGAGUCAUCGGAAAGGAGGGACGGAGGAGAAGAAUAGGAAGGGAAGGUUAGCCGAGAAAGCGAUGUCCUUCAGCGGACAGAGCGGAGCCGGCAGCACGGCGGAAUUGCUGCACAGGCCGCGGACGGUCCCGGACUUACUCGCCGGCCGGAGAACCUCUUCAUCGCCGAAUUCGGUGCAGUUUCAGCCGAAGCUCACGAAGUUGCUGAUAAACGUGACGGUGCAACGGAGCACCGGCGCCUUGCACGUGCUGAUUUCGCCGGAGUCAACGGUGGAGGACCUAAUCGCCGCCGCUAUCCGGCAGUACGUGAAGGAAGGGCGGAGGCCGGUUCUCCCCUCCGGCAACGCCGCCGAUUACGGGCUCCAUUACUCGCAGUUUAGCUUAGAGAGUUUGGACAGGAAAGAGAAGCUGAAUAACUUGGGAUCACGGAACUUCUUCAUGUGCCCGGAGGUGGAAGCCGCCGGCCUGGAAACGACGUCGUCCUUAUCUGGCAGCUGCUCCAAGGAAGCUAGCAUUAAUCCAGCGACGAAAGUUGGAUUGUCCUGGUUCAAAUUCAUGCUCUGAAAUCUAAGAGUUAAAAACCAGCAGGCUUGUAUAUAUACAUACACAAGAAAGUAUAGAUUAGUGUUCCAUGGCUACUCUGACCAUGAAAUCAAUUGCUCUUCCUUCGUUUCACAGUUACGAGGUUUGGUAUGGCUCUUUGAUUUUGUGACACUGGAAUUUAGGUUCAAGUUCCAACCAAUUGCAUAUUGUGGUCAUAUGUGAAUAUUGUAAAUUUCUUUUUUACAAUAUAUGCAUUUAACUUAGAAAAAAUUCUCUUAAG